UUAUAAUUUAUACUUAUGUCUUAAAUUAUUUAUAUUUGUUAUGCAUAAAUAUUUCGUUAAAUAGUAAUUUUUAAGGUAAAUAUGUCAAUUUGUUUUACGCAAUCGGCAAUGCUACCGCUCGAUGAAUUUCAUUUUGAGUAGAAAGUAGUCACCUAACCUGACCGACUACCGUACAUUUUUUUUAUCGAUUAUGCGUAUUCCGUAGACACUUUAGGCAGCUGUAGUGUAGGCACUCAUCUGUUUUGUAUUCUGAUUUCUGAUAGGAAAUUUGUAUAAAUGUGGUACUGAUUCUAUUCAGAGUUCAAACGUUAAUUUACGUUUAAUCCUUAAGUCGAAGAGUUUGCGCUAUUAUUUUUCUUUACCGGAAAUGGUUAACGCAUUUUGAUUGGUAAACUUCUGAGGUAACACCAUCUGCACAAGAGAAAAUGGGCCGUUCGUCCAGUUCAUCAACGUCCUCAGAGAAGUAUGAAUUAUCCGAUUCGGAUUCUGAUCACAGGAGGCCGGGCUCGAGUAGACCUCGCCGUCUACCAACCAGCAACAGCAAAAAUGCUGUGGCAGCUCGCAUGAACCGCAUUAAACAGAAACAGUAUGUAAAAAGUUUGGAACAUAAAAUGGCCAAACUAAAACGUGAGAUAAACGAUUUGAAAAAAGAGCUAGAUGAACGUGAAAAGAAGUCAGUGCGAAGUCGUCGAGAAAUAGCUUACUUGAGGAACGUAAUUUCCAACAGUCCUCAGAUUGGUAAUAUAUUGCGCAAUGUACGAUGGAGGAAUGUGAUUCCACAAGGUAGUAAUGUCGAAAAAACUUUAAACGAGUUAAACUCUGAAACAAGAGUUGACCGUAUUCCUGUCAGUACCAGCAGUAGUCUUUUUGAUGGUUGUUUUAAUUUAUUAGACGAAAGAGAAAAUCAAGUGGAUCUUCCAUUAGCACGAGUUGCCAAUGGUGCAGAAUGGGCAUUAAAUGCUGCUGACGACAUUUCAACAACCGAGCUAUUCCAAGAUACAAUUCCACCCAAACACGUGUCCAUGUGCACGACGUUACCAUAGAUUAACGGUCGUGUCUCUUUGUGAGUCUAUGGCGUAAAAGAUUUUAUUAAUUGAAAAUAAAGAAGCUGUGAUCUCGCAUGUACAGUUUUACAUGCCAAACUUUCAAAUUAGGCAAAAGGUAAGCACUUUCCUAAUUGUAAUUAAAAAUGUUGAUCAAACUUCUAAAAUCGUAAGCAUGACCAAUUUUCUUAUUCAAUCGGAACAGUAAAAGAUUUAUCAUUUAUUUUUUUCAGUAAGAAGUCAACUAUUUUAUUUAUUGUUAAAAUCUUGCACUGUUCUUAAAAACGGUUUUUUUUUAAUGAUUAUAAAUUGUAAUGUUCAGGUUUUGAAGUAGUUUAGUUGUAUAUGUAUAUUGUUUUUUUUUUUAGUAACUUGUGCUGAUCACAUUUUUGUGUCUACCCUAUUUGUUAAUUUUAAGUUAAUGGUCCUUUUUAAAGUCCAUUGGCUAUAUUGUGCGUAAGCUAUGUUGAAUUAUCUAACUACUUUAAUUUCUGUGUAAUAAAUGUACAUAAAUAA
Adelges cooleyi (spruce gall adelgid) is the source of this 1559-nucleotide messenger RNA. Its product is annotated as CREB/ATF bZIP transcription factor-like. Lineage: Eukaryota; Metazoa; Arthropoda; Insecta; Hemiptera; Adelgidae. Gene Ontology annotation, biological process: regulation of DNA-templated transcription. The transcript has 4 exons. The record is from RefSeq and is a predicted model, not a curated record. The coding region runs from base 426 to 1043 and encodes 205 amino acids. Gene Ontology annotation, molecular function: DNA-binding transcription factor activity.